AUGCCGGAGGAGAGCUCCGUGGCGGGAGCCACUCGUAUCAAACGGAACACGGCGUGCACAUCAUGUCGAGAUGCCAAGGUUCGGUGCAACCCAAGUCAAAAUCCAUCACAGCCAUGCCAGCGUUGCUUAAAACUCAACUUGCAAUGUGUCGUUGACAAGACCCACAAGAGAGUCAGCAGGAAGAGCAAACUGGAUGAGUUGGUGCAAGAGAUACAGUCUAUCAAGCAGAGCGUUGGUGAUCGCCCAACCACCCAGCAAAACACAGCGUUACCAUCUACCUUCAAAGAUCAAGCCAUGCCUCGGAUUGGCAUGCCGUCGCCAGACUUGAGUAGACUCAGCGUUUCACACAGUAGUAAUCACGCAACCACCACCUCUACUGGGCUCACUCCAGCGCCAACGUUUGUGAUAGAAGCAAAUGUGGAACCGAGUCUCUCUAGAGCCUUGGGCAAUAUGCCAUUCUCCGGUCCAGAUAUAGAUUUUUACUUCAUGAAAUAUUUCGAACAUUUUCAUCCUUAUAUGCCCAUCGUGCGGCAUCGUGACCCAAAUAAGCUGUAUGAGACUGGCGGCGUGUUGUUCUGGACAAUCAUCAUGAUCGCCUGUCGCCGCUAUGCACGCGAUCCCAAGGCUCUGUCCUUCCUUACGGAAGCCGUCCGAGCCGAAAUGUUCUCGGCCAUUUCAAAAUUGCCCCUAUCAAUCCAUGUUGUCAAUGCUCUUAUACUCGUGAGCACAUGGGUGUUCCCGGACGUCCGGUUCAUCAAUGACCCAACUUCCAUCUUCUCGGGUGUAAUCAUGAAUGCUGCUUUAUUGCUAGGCAUUCACUCAGGCAAGGGAUCGCAUCCCGAAUAUAGUAUUGGCAUGUUCCAGAACAACUUUAGUGAUGAAGAGGCCCAUUACACUUGGGCAGGAUAUUGCAUCACAGCACAAAGGCAAGUACUAUCCGUUCGGCUACCUCCAGUUGGAAGUAUAUUCAACCAGACUGUACAAAAUGUCAUUGAUGGCAACACACCUUUUCAUGUCUCUGGUAGCUUCCGUGUGCUGCUAGAAUGUCAAAAAUAUGCGAAUCGAGUGAGCAAAACAAUGGCUGCAUGCCUAGACGAGACCCGGGGCGUUUCUUCUCACCUCGUGCGACACCUCGAGGAUGAGUUUGAUCACAUCCGAGGGCUCAUAUGCUCAGAGCGCGCAGACGACCUUGAUCGCUGGAAUGCCUUGUUGGUGCAGUUGGAGAUACAGGCCUAUUACCUGAUACCUCUCCCCGGCUAUAAUGCAGAAAAUUUGAAGCGUAAUGUGAUCCGAGCCUACACGACCGCUCAAACUGUUGUGCAGGUUGCCCUAGAGCUGGAAAAGUCUCACGGCUUUUUGAAACAUAUGCCUCACUUUUACUUUAGAAGUCUUCUCAGCGCAUACUGUAUCAUUUACAAGGUAUUACGCUCUGCUUACAUGGACUUUCUCGACCGCGCACAAGCCGAGCAGGCGGCAAACGAAGUCAUCAAAUCAUGUCGGCAGUCAGUCGUCAUGGACGCCGACUUGCCAGAGCGCCUCGGCAACCUAUUGGAGUCAAUCUGGAAUUGGGCCCAGCUCGUAAGGUGGCACGAAGAGCCCGUGUCGAUAUUUUCGCACCGGUUAUCGGCGUCGAUUGUAUUUGACUGCUUGAAGAGAUGGAAGAGCGACAUGGAUUCGCGGCCCAAGAGCCAACCCCCGCCGGCAAACGGAACCGAGACGCCAGCGGCAAUCAUGGUGCCAGAUCCCCUGGCCAAUAUUGAUUGGAGCUUCAUGGAUGAUUUUGACUGGAACAUAGAGCCUACACUUUUGGGUCCAGGUAUUGCUCCGGGUAUAGCUCCAUAG
This is a messenger RNA of Pestalotiopsis fici W106-1, 1842 nucleotides long. RefSeq lists its product as uncharacterized. The coding region runs from base 1 to 1842 and encodes 613 amino acids. The transcript has 6 exons. Gene Ontology annotation, molecular function: transcription cis-regulatory region binding; DNA-binding transcription factor activity, RNA polymerase II-specific; zinc ion binding. Gene Ontology annotation, biological process: regulation of DNA-templated transcription. Gene Ontology annotation, cellular component: nucleus. The record is from RefSeq and is a predicted model, not a curated record. Lineage: Eukaryota; Fungi; Ascomycota; Sordariomycetes; Amphisphaeriales; Sporocadaceae.